Molecule: messenger RNA, 894 nt
Organism: Glossina fuscipes
Lineage: Eukaryota; Metazoa; Arthropoda; Insecta; Diptera; Glossinidae
Exons: 2
Coding region: 1-894 (297 amino acids)
Molecular function (GO): nucleic acid binding
Source: RefSeq, a predicted model, not a curated record
AUGGAUGAUCAAACGGAAUUAAAAACUGGAGUUGAUGCCGUGCAAUGUCCCAGCAAAAAACUUGAUAAAGCGCUAUUAGCUUUAAAGGUCCGUCGUACGGUGACCGAACAGCAAAUUGACCGUGUCAAUGAGUUUGCAAAACGUAUGCAAGAAGAUUCAAGUGGCGUUUCUUUAGGUGAAUUAAAUAUAAGGCUCAAAGCUUUAGACAAUGCUUUUGAUGCUUUCAACAAAAACCAUCUUAUGGGCGAUUUACCUGAUUUACGAGUUCAACAAUCAAGACCGUUUAAUGUAAUAGGUCUCGAUUUUUGUGGUCCAUUUCAAAUAUAUUAUGGCAGAAGCGGCAUUGUUUCUACAAAAGGCUACAUAUCUGUUUUCAUAUGUUUUUGUACAAAGGCCAUACAUUUAGAGUUGGUAGAAGAUUUAUCCGCUCAAGCUUUCUUAGCUGCUUUAAGGCGUUUCAUUGGACGACGUGGCCUAUGCUCAGGGAUUUACCGUGACAAUGCAAAUAAUUUUAUUGGUGCAAAAAACGAGUUGCAUGAAUUUUACAAGAUGUUUAAAAGUACAGAUAUUAUAUUUAACGAAUGGGAGGCUGCAGUGAACUCCACUAAAUUUCAUCUAAAAAGUAUACUACAAGAUGCGAAAUUUAACCUUUUUGAAUUCACCACACUUUUAAUACAAAUUGAAGCGGUAUUAAAUUCAAAACCUAUCACUCCCGUGCCUGAGAGUCCAAAUGACGAACCAGCUCUAACGCUUGGUCAUUUUAUUAUUGGCUCUGCUUUAAAAACCAUACCUUAUCCCGACUUAAGGGAUGUCAACAACGUAAGCCAUUUACGGCGUUAUCAAAGAUUGCAAUAUUAUCUGCAACAGUUUUGGGACAGAUGGUCUAAGGAUUAG